This is a messenger RNA of Micropterus dolomieu (smallmouth bass), 3257 nucleotides long. RefSeq names its product solute carrier family 37 member 3 (gene slc37a3). Gene Ontology annotation, cellular component: endoplasmic reticulum membrane. The record is from RefSeq and is a predicted model, not a curated record. Gene Ontology annotation, biological process: transmembrane transport. Gene Ontology annotation, molecular function: transmembrane transporter activity. The coding region runs from base 302 to 1813 and encodes 503 amino acids. Lineage: Eukaryota; Metazoa; Chordata; Actinopteri; Centrarchiformes; Centrarchidae. The transcript has 14 exons.
UGUGCCUUCACGCCUGUUAUUCCACUCCUGUCCUGCUGGUGGCAGCAGUGCGCCGCUGUGCUCUGCUUGCAGCCACGUCCGUCAGACAGGAAUCCACGGUAAACACAGAUUGUCGCAACACCCAGACAACUAGUCAACGGAAACCUGGGCUGAAAGCAAUGAGCUUGUCCCAUCUGGCAUAGUGGGAGACUAUAGCUGAACCCCCUCCCUGUCCUGUUGCUGUUUCCCCCGGAAGACUUCCGCCAACACCACCUCCUUCCUCAUCCUCCAACUCCUCCUCCUCCCUCCGGCCGCCCCUGUGAUGCCUUCCUCGUGCUGUGGCUGCCUGUCACAGUACACCCAUCAUCAUCUGGUUGCCUUCCUCCUCACCUUCUUUAGCUAUGUGUUGCUGCAUGCGUCCAGGAAAACAUUCAGCAAUGUGAAAGUGAGCAUCUCAGCCCAGUGGACACCAUCUCUCCAGAAUGACAGCGCGCCCGCUUUCUCCCCCGGCGAGACAUGGGAGGACAAUCGUCUGUUUUCAGAUGAAAAGCAGGCCACUCUGUUCCUAGGAGCUCUGGACUCCAUCUUCCUCUUUUCAUAUGCGGCUGGUCUGUACUUAAGCGGUGUGAUUGGGGACAGAGUGAACCUGCGCUAUGUGCUGUGCUUCGGCCUGUGUGGCUCUGCUGCAGUGGAGUUUGUGUUUGGCACUCUCACUGAAUGGCUCCAAAUCUACAACAUCUAUCUGUACUGUGGCCUGUGGGUGCUGAACGGCCUGCUGCAGUCAGCCGUGUGGCCCUGCGUGGUGGCCGUCAUGGGAAACUGGUUCGGCAAGACAGGCCGUGGCUUUGUGUUUGGCCUGUGGAGUGCUUGUGCCUCUGUAGGUAACAUCCUGGGGGCCUUCCUGGCAUCUAGUGUCCUCAAGUAUGGGUAUGAGUAUGCCUUCUUGGUGACCUCGGUGGUGCAGUUUGCUGGAGGGGUGGUGGUGUUCUUCGGCCUACUUACCUCACCAAAAGAAGUCGGUAAGGAAGGUUUGAGCUUGGAGUCAGAGACGGGACUCAGCCCCGUGGAGACGGACACAGACAGCCACAGGCCUUUGAUGAGCGAUGAGGAGGAUGAGGCAGAGGUGUAUGACAGACCAUACCAGUCAGUUCCGUCGCCGGACGAACCUCUGGCCGAGUCUCCUCCAGCCGUUGGCUUCUGCCAGGCUUUCUGUCUGCCCGGAGUGCUGCCUUAUUCUCUGGCUUAUGCGUGUCUGAAGCUGGUAAAUUACUCCUUCUUCUUCUGGCUUCCUUUCUACCUGAGCAACAACUACGGCUGGAAGGAGGCCGAGGCCGACCGGCUGUCUGUGUGGUAUGAUGUGGGAGGAAUCAUCGGAGGGACAGUUCAGGGUUUGAUUUCUGACUUCAUGGGAAAGAGAGCCCCGGUGUUGGGCUUAAGUCUGGUGCUGGCGAUGGGAGCCCUGUUUGGAUACAGCCGCUCACCUAACGACCAGGUGAUAAACGCUGUGCUGUUGGCUACCACCGGCUUCUUCAUUGGCGGUCCAUCUAAUAUGAUCAGCUCCGCCAUUUCUGCUGACCUGGGCAGGCAGGACGCUCUGAGGGGUAGCCAGGAGGCUCUGGCUACUGUCACUGGCAUAGUGGAUGGAACUGGAAGUAUAGGAGCUGCUGGGGGACAGUACCUGGUGUCCCUGAUUCAGAGCAAGCUGGGCUGGAUGAGUGUGUUCUACUUCUUCAUCGUCAUGACAGCGGGCAGUAUUGUGUUCAUCAUGCCUUUGCUCCUCAAAGAAGUACAAGCCAUGUGGAGAGACAGACGGGCGCUGCGUCGCCAGCUGUGAAAGUGUCGACACAGAGUGACAUCAGUGACAACGCAGCAAAGCUGCUCAGAAAUACCUUCUUUUAGGUGAGUUGUGGGAGGUGGAAAGAUUUGGUGGAUGGAAGGUGACCUGGAGUCAGUGAGCCACCAGUUAAACUCCCACAAUGACCAGUGUUUGUCCAUUAACACCCAUUUGAGCACGACGCUGAAGUGUUAACCACUCACUAAAAACCUGAAGUGUAAACGUACACUUCUUUUAAUGUGAAUACAAGGAUUUAGAGGUUGACCUGAAGAAUUGGAUUGGAAUAAGGCUUUUAGCUUUUAGACCUAGCUGUCAGGCACAAUUAGUAUGUGAUUCCAGGCCUUGCACGCCCAUCACAGAAUGAACUAGAACUAGAGAUCCUAGGAUAAAUGGAUGUGAAAGUGUAAAUGCUCUUGUAGUAGAAUUAAUGAUGGCCUAUUAAAUCAGGAGUUCUUAAAUUAAAGAGCAGGUCCUCUUGAGACAAUUUCAGUUUUAGUAUAGCCUAAAGAAUGUGAAUAGUAAUUGUAAUGUAGAAAAUUAUUGUCAGCUUUUGUAGAUAUGUAUGAUAUUUUUGUCGUUUUUGGUUGAGAUAAUGAAUAUUGCACUGUAGUAUUCUUACAUUAAUUAGGCAAAGACUUGAAGGUUUUAGUGAACAAUAUAGAUCUCAGCUUGGUUUUGGAAAACUAACCUCGCAGCCACUUGGUUUCUCUUGUGUACAGUUUUAUAUAUCAGGGUUACAAACUAUACAGUAAAGCCUGUUCAUUACCGGGUCUGGUCCUCUCAAUUCUGUUUGUGAGUCAGUCGCUGAUUUAAUGUUUGCUCAUCAUUGUUUUAACACUUCCUGUUCACUGGAAUAUUUACGCCACAAGUUUAGUGUGUUCAGUCACUGGAGGUCACUGAGAAAAUCUUCACACACACACACUGACAAAUUCCCAUUGUCUUAUCCCACGUUUAGUUUACAGUGUAGCAUGCCAAAUACACAUUGAUGAGUAAAUUGAUACUGACAGAUAAAAAACAUUUUGCCUCUUUGUAGCAGAAGCUACAUCUUUGUCUGAACAUUGUCUGUUAUUAUGUUAGGCCACAGAAGGUAAAGCACUAGUCUUUUUACACUAUAAUUACUCCUGAUCAGGGUGGGAUAAAAUACCAGCCAUAUUUACAGCAAGUUAUCUACUUAACUACACACUUUGUUCUGAAGCUGGCCAUCAUUUUGGGGAAGAUAGUUUUGGUUAAAAUAAGUAAAAAGCAACUUGAAUUUUUUAUUUUCCAGCUACUGUGGCCAGCCAGUAGACACAACAGGUUUGCUGUGUUGCAUGUGGAUUCAUAAAUCACCAUGUAAGUGCUUUUGAGAGGUUCCUUUUGCUAAACCUUGAGCAGUGGAGCUUAAAAACAAGACUUACAUGUUGUGUAAAUGUAAUGUAAAUAAAAAUAUAUGGCGAAUGUGUAA